This is a messenger RNA of Micromonas commoda, 1503 nucleotides long. RefSeq names its product thioredoxin. Lineage: Eukaryota; Viridiplantae; Chlorophyta; Mamiellophyceae; Mamiellales; Mamiellaceae. Bases 27 to 1295 code for a protein of 422 amino acids. The transcript is spliced from 2 exons. The record is from RefSeq and is a predicted model, not a curated record. Gene Ontology annotation, molecular function: thioredoxin-disulfide reductase (NADPH) activity.
CGCACCCCAAUCGUCACCUCCGCGGCAUGGCUUCGUGGGCGCCCGCGCUAUUCGGCGACACGCUCGUCGCCGAGGGGGGAUCCGAGGUGAAAACCGAGGAUGCCCUCAAGGACAAGAUCGUCGGCGUGUACUUCUCCGCGCACUGGUGCCCUCCGUGCCGCCAGUUCACCCCGAUCUUCGGGGAGAUCUACAAGGAGCUCAAGUCCAGGGGUAAGAACUUCGAGGUCGUCUUCGCCUCCUCCGACAGGGACGAGGCGUCGUUCGCGGAGUACCACGGCGAGCAACCCUGGCUCGCGAUGCCGUUCGCCAAUCGCGAUCUGAAGAAUAAGCUCAGCGCCAAGUACAAGGUGCAGGGCAUUCCCACCCUCGUCAUCCUCGACGAGAACGGCGACGUCAUCACCAAGGACGGCCGUUCCGCCGUCAUGAAGGACCCGGAGGCGUUCCCGUGGACCCCGCCCACCCUCGCCGAGGCGCUGGGCGAAUCGUUCGUUCGAGCCGACGGCUCCGAAGUUUCUCUCGCGUCCAUCGCCAAAUCCGGAGCCAACGUCGGCGUGUACUUUUCCGCGCACUGGUGCGGCCCGUGCCGCCAGUUCACCCCGAAGCUCAUCGAGGCGUACGACAAGAUGCUCGGCGACCAGACGAAGCCCUUCGAGGUGAUCUUCGUGUCGGGCGACAGGGACGAGGCCGGGUUUAAGGAGUACUUUGGAUCGAUGCCGUGGCUCGCCGUGCCCUUCGACGACGAGAAGCGCCGGGACGCGCUCAACGAGUACUUCGGCGUCCAGGGCAUCCCCCACUUCGUCAUGCUGACUUCCGAGUUGAAGAUGAUCAACCCCAACGCGCGCGGGUCGGUGAUGUCCGACCCCGCGUGCGAAGAGUUUCCGUGGAGGCCCAAGCUCGUCACCGACGUCGACGAGGACUGCGAGGGAAUCAACGACACCACCGCCGUCGUGCUCCUGAUGGAGGAAUGCGGCGACGACUGGGACGAUCUCACCGCCGCAAUCACCGCCGUCGCGAAGGACGUCAAGGAGGCGGAGGAGGCGAGGGGCGAGGAUGAGCGAUCCACGUUGUUCAUGACAGUCACCGAGACUGGCGGCGGUAUCGGCGCGCAGCUCCGAAAGCUGUGCGGGCUCGGCCGCGCCGCCUCCGGAGUUCCCCAGCUGGUCCUCCUGGACCUCGGCGUGGGCGGGUACGUCAAGCUGGAGUCCAAGGACGUCACGAAGGACGCCAUCGCGACCUUACUCGCGGAUUAUAGGGCUGGGAAACUCGAGUUGCAGUCCCCCAACCCUGCGAGGUGAGCGAGGCGGUUGAGCGACUCUCAUCCGUCUCCAAGGGGGGGGGGCGCCCCGCGCGAGGCGGCUGCCCCCCCCGCGUUCGCGUCGCCGUGUAUACGUACGCAUUGAUCGAUUGUUUCGUCCCCGUCUGUCGCGCGCCGUCGAGACGACGACGGACGUUGUUUCAUAGGAUAUAUGGUACUCUACAUAACACUUAAGAUAAACGCGCGUG